Dendronephthya gigantea is the source of this 1414-nucleotide messenger RNA. RefSeq lists its product as uncharacterized. The record is from RefSeq and is a predicted model, not a curated record. Bases 178 to 942 code for a protein of 254 amino acids. NCBI's taxonomy places the organism in Eukaryota, Metazoa, Cnidaria, Anthozoa, Malacalcyonacea, Nephtheidae. The transcript is spliced from 6 exons.
UUAGAACCGCUCGCGCUGGUCAUACAUACUACAAGGAGUAACAGAAGUCAAAGACCGCUUAUGUGUAUAGAUUUGUUUUCACGACAUAAAACAAAUUCUAAAUUAUUCCAUAUAUAUUCAGGUAUACAGUAAAAUCAUCACCCAGCGCUAAGCCCGGAAUUUCAUCACAACGCAAGAAUGGUGAAGCCAUAUAAGAAGCCAAAAUCUCGUCCAGCACUCUGCCUCCUCGUGUUGUGUGGUUCAGCCCUAAUGUUUUUUGCUCUCGUUCUAAUUGGUUGUUCGUUUGCUAUAAAUUACGAUGAAGACCUUGACUUUGAUGACUAUAAACUCGACGCUAAAAUUCAAAGUCAGUUUAAUUACAAUCAGUACUGGGCUGGCGUUCCGUUUUUUGUAACUGGUGCCUUAGUAUUAUUUUCGGGGAUCUAUCAGAGAUCAAGAGGACUGACGAUUACGACUGUGAUAUUCUGUAUCAUAUCUAUCACUCUAACUCUGUUCGUUGUGGCAUUGGACAGCGACAGCUUCGGCCAUUGGAAUAAAUUAGAACGGGAAAAAGCUUACUGGGACUCUAAGAGCGGUUACAGCUGUGGAACAGAUAAUGCUUCGAAAACCUGCAAGUGCACCAGUUCCUCUUCUUCUCAAAAUAUCAGUGACUAUGAAUGCAAUAUUGUGCGAAAACUUAGUUCUUUGUAUGGCGCUGUUAUCGCAUCAUCAAUCAUGGUCACUUUAUUCAGCAUUACAACCAUUGUUAUCAUUAUCAAGACACUGUCGUGGAAACGAAUAGUUUAUCCAACACACAGCUAUUACAACAGCGCAGACGAUUACUACAUGGACACAGGACGUCGCACACCAUCGCAUAUUGAUCUCCCUGUAGCGAAACGAGCAGCAGACUUUUCGGAAUCAAACGGGAGGAAAGCAUUACCUUACAGAAACUAUCCAUUCUAAAAUGAACUUAAACUGACAAACAACAUGCUCUCUACAAAUAUAACUUUUAAAAAAAAUUGAAGUUGACGUUUCGUUUUAAUUUUCAAAGACAAUCAGGAAUAAGUGAAUUUGCAAACGGUAAAUUUUGCGAAUUCGGAACUUUGAACCAACAUUUAAGAAUGUGUUAUUGAGUUCAUUUGCAUAAGAAAUUCGUUGAAUAUUCUAGCCUGUAUAAUGAUGGUAUAAAUGCUUGCGAAACGGAAAUUCACGAGCACAGUAAUUUUACACUUAUUUUAAUGAUCUUUACUGGAUAUUUUAACGUCAGCAAUAAAUGCAUACCGAUUCAUGCAUGCAUGCAAGAAAACAUCUACGAUAGAUGAAACAAUUAAGCUAACGAAUUAUAAUAUGUACCCGACAGUUUUUACCAAACUAAUUAUGGUAUACUUAAAACUUGUAUUUUGUAACUACACGUAUGAUAUAUUUUAUAUCGUUC